GAAGGUUUAUGUACAUUUUAACAGAAUUCUCUCAAUUUCCAGUAACAAUAUUAUUGCCUUCCUUGACUUUGUCUUCUACAUUCCAAUCUGUUCACCUGAUUAAUGAUCUGGACUCAAGUUAUAUCUGUAUCAAUCUGAAUUAAACCCGCCCUAUACAGUAACCCCACUCUACACGGUGGAUGUACACGGGGACUGUUUGCUUUGGGGCAUGUCUCGGUACAGUCCCAGUACACAGCGCUGAACUUGUAAGCAGCGCGUUUGCAUUGCUUGUGAGGAGGUUGGCUGCUGUGGGAGCGUCGUUGCUAAGCAGGCUAGUGCGUGGAAGAGCCUGUUGAUUCAACAAGGAGGAAGCGCGACAUUGCGCUUGGACAGCUUUGCACGCCGAGUUCAAUUUGAAACGCGUAUUAUAAUGAUGGUUAUUAUUACCCGUCUGGAAGCAGAAUUUACUGGGCUGCGUGGAAUGAGUGGACCGUCGUGUCUGUGAAUGUGAACGCGCGCAUGGUGGUGCUGUGCUAUGGGAUGGACGGAGCCCAGCUGGAUGAGUACGAGGUUCGACUGAAGGAAGUCUUCGACGGUUUCGACGGCAGCGGCUCGGGAUCCCUGUGCCAGGAGGAGCUCUCGGACCUGUGCCAGGCUCUGCAUCUGGAGGAGGCAGCACCGGCACUGCUGAGGGAACUGGUGCAGGAGGGCAACCUGUCGGACAGGGUUCCUUUCGAGCAGUUUAAGGACGCGCUGAUCCUCGUGUUGUCAACGACGCUAGGAGGGCAUCCGUCGAGUGAAGAGAACAGCCAGGAGCCAGACUCGUCAGAGGUUAACCCCAAGUUCGUGAAGGACGGGAAACGAUACGGCCGUCGCUCGCUCCCCGAGUUCGGAGAGUCUAUAGAAGGGUUUGCUGAGGUCAGCGAGACCGAGCCCGCCGCUCCAGAAGAGAAUCCCCAAAACACCCCCACCUGGGACGGGUGCGAGCCCUGGAAGACAUCCACGCAAUACAGUGAGGAGUAUGAGGCUGAAGGUCAGCUGCGGCUCUGGAACCCCGAUGACCCUGGCACGCCCCGCGGGGGGCAGCCCCCCUCCCCGGACUGGCUGGAGGAGCGGCUGGGGGCUGUCUGUGAAGAGCUGGGGGUGUCUCGUCACGGCUGUGCAAGCUGCAGGCAGCUGAUCUCGAUGUGCGAGCAGCUGGGAUUGGAGUUGCAGGGGCUGGACGAUGUUUUUACGAAUCUGGACCCUGACAGGAUGAUGAGUGUCCAGGACUUCAUUUCUGGGGUUCUGAGGAACGGGACGCCCCCCACCCCCUCCGCCUCCACCCCCUACCGGCAGCUCAAGAGACACCUCUCCACACAGCCGUUUGACGAGAGCGGCAGGCGCACGGCCACCCCCUCGGCGAUGACCAGCACCAUCGCUCUGCGGCUCUUCUCGGGGCUGGACGACGGCUCGGGCUACACCACCGCUGAGCGGCUGCUGGACGCCUGGCAGGAGGAGGGCAUCGACAACUGCCAUGAGAUAUUGCAGGUACAGGGCUGGGAGCAGGGGAACGGGGCUCCCACUGAGGAGCAGCUUGAUCCGCUCCAGGCCCUGGAUUUCAGUCUGGACGGGAAGGUGAAUCUGAGUGAGCUGACGAUCGCGCUGGAGAAUGAGCUCCAAAUCACCAAGAAUGGGAUUCACCAGGCGGUGCUGGCCAGCUUCAAGAGUGAGAUCCGCCACCUGCUGGAGCGAGUGGACCGCGAGAUGAGGGAAAAGGGGAAGCUGCGCUCCGACCUGGACAAGGCUGACCGGCUCAAGACACAGAUGGCCACCGAGAUGGACGAACACCACCUCGCCAUCGAGCGUCUCAACGACAGCAACCUCAGGAAGCUGGAGCAGGAGUACCGGGACAGGCUGUCCGCAGUGAAAGCCGAGCUGACGAGAGACCGGGACCAGAUCCAGCAGCAAGCCAGCAAGCAGAGGUCUGAGCUGGAGAGGGAGGUGGAAAAGGUGAAGGAGGAGGAGCUGUACCUGCGAGACCGCCUCUCACUUGCACACAAGGAGAACAUGCGUCUGGAGGCAGAGCUGCUGGAGAUCACAGAGAAGCUGGUGGAAAGCGAGAACCUGGCCAGCAAGCUGCAGAGCAACCUGGAUAACAUCCUCCAAGAGAAGUUUGGUGAUCUGGACCCGGGCAGCGCAGAGUUCUUCUUGCAGGAGGAGCGAUUCAAACGCAUGCGGAGCGAGUGUGAGCAGCAGUGCAGGGAGCUGCAGGACCGUAUUGACGAGCUGCAGGCUGAGUUGGAGGAGUACUCCGCGCUGGGCAGGACAUCCCGCCCCUCCCUCGGACUGUCCCUGACCGAGGAGUUUGACAGCAAGAGCGGCGUUGGUGUGGAGUCAGACCUUGGUCUGGGUUUGGAGGAGGGUCAUCCCUUCAACAUGAGUCUGGAGGCAGAGAUGCUGGUGGAGCAGCUGAAGGAUCAGCACCAGCAGGACAUGGCGAGCGUGAGAGCCGAGCUGCAGAGCAAGGUCAGUGAGCACGAGCAGCAGGUGGAGGAGCUGAAAGCCGGCCACGCUCAGGAGCAGAGGGCGCUGGAGCAGCGGUGCCGGGAGGAGGUUGGCCGGGUCCAGAACCAAGUGCACGAGCUGCAGAGCCAGCUGGAAACCCUGGAGAAGGAGUGCGAGAGAGCGGAGCGGCUUCACAUCGAGGAGAGGGCGGAGCUGGAGCGGCGGCGAGGGGAGGAGAAGAGCCAGGCCCAGGCCAGGGCCUCCGAGCUGCAGGUCAGAGUGGAAGCCCUGGAGAGCGAGCGUGAGCGAGGAGAGGAGGAGAGGCGGGAGCUGGAGAGGCGGCACGUGGAGGAGCAAGCCAGACUGGAGGAGACCCUGCAGGAGGAGCGCGAGAGGAAGCGGGCGGAGCUGGAGGAACGAGAGGAGGAGCUUGCGGAGUUGUUUGAGCAGGAGCAAUGCUCUCUGGAGAAGAGGCACCUGGAGGCCCUGGAGGAUCUGACUCUGAAACACAGCGAGGAGAGAGAGAGGCUGACCGGCCGGCUGCAGAGCCUUGAGCAGGAGAUCCUGGAGGAGAGGAAGAAACUGGAAGGCCACUUCAACCAGAAGAUCAGAGAGGUGGAGGCCAGGUUCUCAGGAGACCAGGAGGCGAUUUCAGAGCGAUUCCGGCAGGACAUAUCCCAGCUGGAGGAACGAUAUCAACAGGAGCUCAAGGAUCUUUCGGAGCGACAUUCCGAGGAGAAGGCUCAGUGGGAAUUCGAGAAGGAGGAGCUCCUCCAUGAAGGCGAGGGAGAGCGGGAACGUCUGCAGGAGACCCUGGAGCGAGAGAAGGAAGUGGCAUCCCAGGAGCUCAUCCUAGAAAGAGACCUCCUGGAGAAGAGCCACAAAGAAGAGUUCAAUAACUUAAUCACUAAAAACCACCAGCUGCAGAAGGACCUGGAGGAUAUCGGAGCUGUGGCUCGGGGCAAAGAGAUGGAGCUCUGUGAGCUGCAGAACGAGCUUCAGGAACGGCUGGAGGCCAAGGCUGAGCUUCUGGCCCAAGCUGAGGACAAAGCCCAAAAGCUGGACCUCCUUCUUCAGCAGGCAGUGGAAGACUUUGAGCAGGAAAGGUCCGAGCUGCAGUCUCAGCUCUGCAGCUUGGAGAAGAAGACCAUGGAGGCGUGGUCCCUGUUAGAGGAAGGAACGCAGGAGAAGCAGGAGCUGGCAGCAGAGAUCCGCAAGCUGGAGACCAGAAUACAGGAGCUGGAACUGGAAACCUUGACCUUUUCAGAGGACUGCGAAGAGGCCAAGAAGCAAAAUGUGGAAAUUUUUGCCAAGGUCUCGCACCUGACUGAAAGGAUAAAGGAGCUGGAAGCUGAAGCAGAGGCGCUUGCUGGCCUGCAAAUGGAAUCCGAGCAAAUCGAAAGGGAGAAAAUCAGCUCGACCUUCAGGAUUCCUGAAGUGGAAGAACAUGUUCCCGGAGAAAUCAAGGUCAUCGAAGGAGAUGGUGAGAUGCCUGAGGUUGCUCCUCUUCAGAAGAAGAUCAAGCAGUUGGAAAAGGAGAGUAAAAUCAUUCCUCAGCUGCAGGGAGAACGCGAUCAUGCCAUGAAGGAGCGUGACGACUGCUGCACUGAGAUACUGGAGCUGAGUGAGAAACUUCAGGACCAAGGCAACCUCCGAGUUGAGUUGCAAACCAGGUUAGAGGCUGCUGAAGCAGAGAACCUGAAGCUCCGGGAGAGAAUAACUGAACUUGAAGAAGCAGUCGAUACCAGAAAGACAUCUGUUGGGGAGCAAGCUGAGAGAGACAGUGAGGAGCUCCACUUGGACAUCUCCAGGGUGAUCGAACACACCAAAGAACUGGAAGACAAAACCCUGCAAGUGAUGGAGCUCCAGAGCAUGUACGAGGAGUGCUCUCUUGAUAAGAGCAGGCUGAGGGAGGAAAAGCUGAAGCUGGAGGAGAGAGUCCAAGGUCUGGAGGAGGAGAGGGAGCAAAGAUUAGGGGACCUGGAAGAGGAGUGUGCCAGGUCUAAAACAGAAAUGAGCAGACUGGCAGAGGAGAACUCUUUUCUCCGCACUCAGAUCGGAGAGCUGAAGAAGCAAGAGGAACUGCUCAGAAACCAGCUCCAGGAGACCGAGAGCAGCAGGAAGAAGGAGGCAGCCGAGGUGAAGGCCAGGACGGAGGAGAAGCUGCAGGAUCUCAACAUCCAGCUGGAGGCCAAGAUCCAGGCCGUGUCCGAGCUGGAGGACAGCUGCGCGGAGUCUGAGCGCAGGAACGCAGAGCUGAAGAACGCCGUCUCAGACCUGCAGAAGAAAUGCCACAAAUUCCAGGAAAAAAGCCAAGCCCACAGAAGCGAGGCUAGGAGGCUGGCCGAGGAGAAUCUCUCUCUGAAACGGGAGAUCUCUACACUGAAGGAGGACGGAGGCUUCUCACAGCUGAAACUGAAGGACCUCGGCGACACUCAGGAGGAAGUGCUGCGCAAGGUGGAGCAGUUUAAGAAGGAGAAGAUGGCAGCUCUGAAGGCUGCAGAGAAUUUAAAGAAACAGGUGCUGGAGCUGCGGUCCCGUGGUCAGCAGCUGGAGAGCGAGAACGCAGAGCUGGCUCAGAAGAGCGGUCGGAACGCCGAGGACCUCGUGGAGCUGAACCGGAGAAUGUGUGAGGUGCUGCGGCACCACGAGAUCCGCGAGAACAGCCGCCGCCACCACCGGGAGGAGCUAGAGAGGGAGAGAGCUGCGCUGAGCACUGAGCUCAGCCAGGAGAGGAGCAAGAUGGCGGCGUGCAUGUCCACUCUGGAGUCUGAGCUCUCAAGGGUUGAGGAGAAGAGCCGUGUGCUUGAGCAGGAGAAGGCACUGCUGAGCCAGGAGCUGUCUGCUAUGAAAGAGAAGCUGUCGGGCUCUAGUGACCUGAAGAAGGAACUGCUCGGCGUGGUUUGCAAGAACGAGAAGCUCCAGAAAGAGAAGGAGACGCUGAGCGAGGAGCUGAACCGCUGCGUGGACAAGGUUGCGAAGAUCGGAGUGCUUGAGAACCAGCUUGCUCAGCUCAGACAGGAUCGGCAGGCAGUGGAGCAGCACGCUCAGACACUGAGGAGCCAGCUCAGCGCCUCCCUGGACAAGGUCCACAGUCUGGAAGAAGCAGUACAGAGUGUCAACCUCCAGAUGGCUCGACUGAAAUCAGACCUGCGGGUCACCCAGCAGGAAAAGGAGGCCCUCAAGCAGGAAGUGAUGUCGCUGCACAAGCAGCUGCAGAACGCCAGCGACAAGAAUCAUCUGUCCCAGUGUUGUGUAAAUGCAUGCGAAGAUGAUUUGCGAGAGUCCCAGACCCUGACUGUCUGUCUCUGUCUGUCGGAUCAGAACCAGGUUCUGGACCUGGCGGUGCAGUCGACGGGCUACCAGAACCAGCAAAAGAAGCUUUACUGGGACGAACUGGCCAGACUGGUGGAGCAGGAGCAGCAGCUGCUGAGGCAGGAGAACGAACGGCUGCAGAAAGAGGUGCAGAACACCAAGGGGGACCUGAACCACUGUCGAGAGAAGAUCCGGCAGCUGGAGGCGAUGAUCCUGACUCUGAAGCAGCAGAAGCAGCAGGGCCAGUCCAGCCUGGUGAAGGCGGUGGAGCAGGAGAAGAGCAGCCUGAAGAGGGAGCUGGAGCAGCUGCACAGGGAGCUCCUGGCAGCCAACUGCAGGGUGAGCGAGCUGAGCGACUGCAAGCGAGAUCUGGAGAGCCUGAAGGUGGAGAACGAGGCGCUGCGGAGCCGACAGGCCAGACUGGAGAGCCAGACUCUGUGUGAGCAGCUCGGAGGGCUGGUGCCGAGGGAGCAGCUGGUCCAGGCCCAGCACAGGCUGCUGCAGGGGGAGCGUCGCGGGCAGCACCGUCCCGAGGACCUGGGGGGCCGGGUGCCAGACAUCCACAUGCAGCAGGAGGGGGAUGUGCUGCUCAGGAUGGAGGAGCGGAUGAGGAAUGUCGAGCAGAAUCUCCGUAACGUCAAGCUGCUGCUUCAGGAGAAAGUCUCCCAGCUUAAGGAUCAGCUCCACAGGAACACCAAGGCGGACGAGAUGAUCAAGGACCUGUAUGUUGAGAACUCUCAGCUCCUCAAGGCUCUGGAGAUGACGGAGAAUAGGCAGAAAGUCACAGAGAAGAAGAACUACCUGCUGGAGGAGAAGAUUUCCAGCCUGAACAAGAUUGUGAGGGACCUGAGUCCCUCGCCCCUCACUGCCGUACCCUACCACCUCACUCGGUCCUAGCACGACCUUACCACCAAUGUUCUACCCAAAACCUGCAUCUAUACCACAACCCCGAAUCUACACCCCUCCUACUCUAAACUAGUCACAGCACACCCCUACCUAGGAGUGCCUACAGACCUUAAUAGUUUUUUUUUGUUAUAUAUUACUGAAUAGUAGUUCCUUUUACAAAAAAACAAAGAAAAAUACAAAACGGGUUCACUCUAGGAUCUGGCUCGGUAGACAAAAAAAUAAAAUACUUUUGCUUUUGUCCCAAUGUGUAUAAUGGCUUCCAAGGACCAAAAUGAUGUUACACUUUUAUAGUAUAUUCUCUGACUGUGGUGCUGCUCAUUUCUGUCAUUGGGUGGAGCUUUCUAGAGUGGUCCACAUCAACCACUUUUAACACGUGGCUUGUUAGUCUGGUAUAAGAAUAGAUUUUCAGAUCUGAAGAUGCACUUUAUGAUGUUUGAAGAAAUCAGUGUUUUUAACCUUGCCUGAAGCUGCCAGAGACGUUAGGCUGCCUCUUUUUGUGCGAGUCCUGAAUUUAAAGUAUUUAAAAAGAACAGACUGAACUGCCUUUAUUUGUCAUACUUUUGUUCCUCCUCCUCCUCCUACCAGUGUACAGUAUAUACAAUCCAUGGUGUAUCUGCUUUGAUAGCCACUGUAGUAUAUACAGUACAUGUCUUUAUAGCAUAAGAGAUGGUGCAUCAGUGUGGAGUUUGUAUCCAAAGGAAAUAAAUCAAUGCAUUACAAUCGAGGGUUCUACUCAAAAUAGAAAAGGAAUUGCUAUCGUUUGGCAAACGCUUGUAUAUUACCUACGGUGUACAAUAGCAAAUGCUCAAGUGCAAAAUUAAGUAAACAAUACAUCUGCACAAACUGUAUGUAAAACACAAAAUACUUUUUUUUGUUUUUCCACUGCAACAGAUGUUUCUGACCUGAAUGACUACAUGAUGAAUGGUUGAAAUUUAAGAAGAGGUGUGUGUUGAACUUAAGCAAUGUUACAGGUGCUUGUGUGCCCCGCCCCCUCUCUGCCAAGUGCCUCAGCUGCCGGUCCUACAAAGGGCUGUCCCAUUCAAUACUGCCACCAACAAGCUGUGCUCAGCUCUGCUUGAGUACUGUAACAUUCCUGGAUUGUGAUCAAACCAUUGCAUGCAUGUCGAUACUUUAACUCCUUGGGCCGUGUAUCGCAGUGUGGUGUCUCUGUUCCCAUGGUUCUCUACAAACGUCUGAUUUGAUCCUGGAAAGGACCGCAGUACCUGCUUUAGUUUUGGUUCCUGGCGGAUUUUUUCAAUGUUAAAAAAGGAAAGAAAAGACAGACACAAUGACAACAGCAACAACAAUUGAAAUACUACUACUACUAAUAAUGUUUCAAAAGGUACUUACAUGGUCAAUAUUUGCAUGGUGGGGAAAUGUAAACAAAAACAAAACCAAAAAACUGUCAAUAUCAAUGAUCCAGACGAGUGGGCAUUUCAGCAAAGCCUGGCCUGGAGGAGACAAAGCUGCUUUUAUUGGUUCCCAUUGAAGGGUUUUUACUGGAUUUGUAUAUUUGACUAUAAAUAUAUGUGUAUGUGUAUGUAUGUGUAUAUAUAUAUAUAUAUAUAUAUAGAGAGAGAGAGAGAGAGAUUUUUUCAUGAAGGUUAUUUUCUAUACUACACUCCUACAGAUAUGAUUGAAGUUGCAUUGUUGUAUAUCUUGUUUGUGAGCUUGGAGCUGUGUGGAACUGUAAAUGAGACAAAAACUGGUUCAACGCUUUCCAAUUUGCAUAA
Messenger RNA from Acipenser ruthenus (sterlet), 8420 nucleotides. Its product is annotated as ninein-like. The transcript has 31 exons. Gene Ontology annotation, molecular function: calcium ion binding. Gene Ontology annotation, cellular component: mitotic spindle pole; pericentriolar material; centrosome. The coding region runs from base 499 to 6678 and encodes 2059 amino acids. The record is from RefSeq and is a predicted model, not a curated record. Lineage: Eukaryota; Metazoa; Chordata; Actinopteri; Acipenseriformes; Acipenseridae. Gene Ontology annotation, biological process: centrosome localization; microtubule anchoring at centrosome; centrosome-templated microtubule nucleation.